AUGUCUGACCGGAUCUUCUAUAUUCAUUCCAACUUGUCCUGUGUCCCCUGGGAGGGCAGCACAGCAGCAGCAGUGACUCCCACUUCUCCUCCUACACCUGUUCACUACCAUGUCCUCUACCGAGGGUGUGGAGAAACCCAGGUGAGCUGGCAUGGGGAGACAUACUGCCUGGUUGGUGGCUACCGCACCUAUGGGGAUGCUCCUUUGGCCACCCCGGCAAAGGUGGAAGCAGAGAAACCAAUUCCCAGCCAGGCUCCCAAGAGACGUCGAGCUCUCACAGAGUCAGAUGAAGACCUAGGAUGCUCCAGCCCCAAAAUUCGGCGAUCGCAGCGUGGUGCCAGGAAGCUGACCCCACAGAAGCUUGCUGGCGGAGCCACUCUACAGGGAGGCAAACAUUUAACCGCCUAAGACAGUUAAUGCCUCUUCCUGCAGUGACCCACACUGCCCACCACUGGAGAUUAG
Molecule: messenger RNA, 462 nt
Organism: Ailuropoda melanoleuca (giant panda)
Lineage: Eukaryota; Metazoa; Chordata; Mammalia; Carnivora; Ursidae
Product: DPEP2 neighbor protein-like
Exons: 2
Coding region: 1-408 (135 amino acids)
Source: RefSeq, a predicted model, not a curated record